UUGCAGAAGAACCGCCACCUUCAUUCGUUGUCCAAAUGGGGUUUCACAGUGUUGAAACCCCACGAGAGGACGUGCCUCUUCUCUCCGAUGCACCCCGUCUCUCCUCAACAUUCAAGACCUUCGCCAACAUCUUCAUAUCCAUUGUGGGUUCUGGCGUGCUUGGUCUCCCUUACAGCUUCAAGAAAACGGGUUGGGUCACGGGUUUGCUCAUGCUCUUCCUCGUCGCCUUCCUCACUUACCACUGCAUGAUGCUCCUCGUGCGCACUCGCCGCAAGCUUGAAUCCGAGGAGCAGUUCCCCCAUCUCAACUCUUUUGGUGAUAUGGGGUAUGCCAUUGGGGGCCCUCCUGGCAAAUUUUUCGUUGAUGUCAUGAUAGGGUUUUCUCAUUGCGGUUUCUGUGUCGGCUACCUUAUUUUCAUUUCCACCACGUUGGCCAAUCUCGCCGGUGACGCGUCAACAUGGUAUCCUUUUCUGGGUUUGACGCCAAAGGUCUUGUUUCUGUGGGGUUGCUUUCCCUUUCAGUUGGGCCUUAAUGCUAUCCCAAGUUUGACCCUUUUGGCUCCCUUGAGCAUUUUCGCCGAUGUUGUUGAUAUUGCAGCGAAGAGUGUGGUGAUGGUGGACGAAGUGUUCGCGUUCAUGAAGAAUAGCCCUCCUUUGGAGGCCUUUGGGGGUUGGUCCGUGUUUUUCUACGGUUUAGGGGUGGCAGUGUAUGCGUUUGAAGGGAUAGGAAUGAUUUUGCCGCUGGAAUCAGAGGCGAAGGAUAAGGAGAAAUUUGGUGGGGUUUUGGGUGCGGCAAUGUUUCUCAUUUCUCUGUUGUUUGCAGCGUUUGCUGCUUUAGGUUACUUUGCUUUUGGUGAAGAAACUCAAGGGGUUAUCACUACCAAUCUUGGACCAGGCGUAGUAAGCGUUUUGGUGCAGUUGGGUCUUUGCAUCAACCUGUUCUUUACUUUCCCAUUGAUGAUGAAUCCAGUGUACGAGUUGGUGGAGAGACGGUUGUGUGAUUCUAAGUACUGUUUGUGGUUGAGGUGGUUGUUGGUGUUGGGGGUGAGUUUGGUGGCAAUUUUUGUGCCUAACUUUGCAGAUUUUUUAUCACUUGUUGGUAGUAGCGUCUGUGUUAUUCUUAGCUUUGUGUUGCCAGCUACGUUUCACUAUUUGGUUUUCAAAGAAGAGAUAGAUUGGAGGUGUCUGCUUUGUGAUGGGGCAAUUGUAGUUUUUGGGUUGGUUAUUGCAGUUACAGGAACCUGGUCUUCCUUAUUGAACAUGCUUCGCCACAGUGCUUGAUCAAACAACACAAAAAGUCUCGUCUUGUUACUAGUACUUAGUCAAGAGUUUGAUAAA
Vigna angularis (adzuki bean) is the source of this 1337-nucleotide messenger RNA. RefSeq names its product amino acid transporter AVT3A. Gene Ontology annotation, molecular function: amino acid transmembrane transporter activity. Lineage: Eukaryota; Viridiplantae; Streptophyta; Magnoliopsida; Fabales; Fabaceae. The record is from RefSeq and is a predicted model, not a curated record. The transcript has a single exon. The coding region runs from base 36 to 1280 and encodes 414 amino acids. Gene Ontology annotation, cellular component: vacuolar membrane. Gene Ontology annotation, biological process: amino acid transmembrane transport.